GCAACAUAUAAUGAUAUUGGGCUGGACGUUCUUCCGAUGGAGCCCGUAGAUUGACACACUUGACGUAAAUUCGUAGCGGGGGAUUUCCCUGAUGCGCAGAAUGAUCACUAAUAAUUAUGCGUCGUUUGACGCAGUUUUAUAUUCACAGCUUUCGCUGCACCUUGCGGCAGCCUUGCUAGGACCACGUGUUCGAAUGUUCACGAGCCAGGCCGAGGAUUCGUGUGUUCAUCCUCUCGUCGACAUUAGCUUGGGCUAGCAACUUGUGGUACGUGGUCUGUUCUUGGAGUUGUGAAAUAAUUCAAUCAUGGGGUUGCGCAACGGUUCCCUUGUCUGCGAUUACUGCUCGAGCAAAUUUUUUUCAUUCGAGCCAUUUCAGAUUGCAUGGGCUGCAAAGGACUCGUCAGAUCCUAAAGCAGGCUUCUCAUAUAUCACUCAAACUUGGCAGGAGAUUGACGACGGAGAAAAUAAAGGAUGUAAUUGGUGUGAUGUUCUUUGGGGAGAGAUUCCUUUUUGGUAUCAGCACCGCAAGAAAGAGGAAUCGCCUAUGCCAGAGGAAACUUUCAAAAUAACUGUACGGUUCGAAAGACGAAAUUCAGAAGAUGAGAUUGUCCUGAAAGUCACGAUUGAAGACGACUGGACGCCCAGGUAUCAAGUGCGGUGCGACCCAGAUGACAAUGCGGCUGCCUUUGUCCCUGGCAGAAAGCUGGUGUGGCAGGUUGGAUCUCCUCGAGCCUUCAAGCUGGCCUCAGACUGCCUCACACAAUGCACUCUUCGUCAUAAUUGUCCCAAACCUCAGGAAACAAGCCUCCCAACCCGUGUAAUAGACUGUUCGGAUCCAGAACGGCCAAAACUUGUUCUCACCAAAGGCAUGCAAGGCUUUUAUGCAGCGCUUAGUUACGUCUGGGGUGAACCCCAACCGCACAGCGUCUGCACCACAAAACUCUCUACGUACCUAGAAUCAAUCGACAUACUCCUCCUUCCGAAAACCAUCAGAGAUGCCAUCUUUUGCACCCACAAUCUCAACCUCCGUUAUCUUUGGGCCGAUACCUUGUGCAUUUUGCAAGAUUCGGACGAAGACAAGCAACGCGAGAUUCCGCAGAUGUGCGAUAUAUACCGAUGUGCAUACGUAACAAUUAUCGCAGCCAGCUCGUGGAAAGUCAGCGAAGGAUUUCUCCAUAACCGCAAAAAACCAGUUGACACGCUACUGCCAUUCUGGUGCCCGGAUGGAAAGCUCGGUACCAUCUCGGUUGAUGAAGAUGAUAGUCCCAUGUCAGCCAAAGAACCAGUGAAUCGCCGAGCUUGGUGUUUCCAAGAGCGCCUCCUCUCCCCUAGGACCUUGGUGUACGCUUCGCACACUCUCCAGUAUCAGUGUCAGACAGCAAUGAGCGAAAUCGGAGACAUCUGGAAUCACCUUCCCUCGAAGGAACAGGGUGAAUUGCGUUUGCCAGAUACGAUGGUCUCGCGCACACCGAGUAGGACGCUUUCGGGCAAUGAUGUAGAGGUGGUGCUGACAGCCUGGCGGAGUGUUCUACGGGACUACACACAACGCGCCGUUUCGGAUCCCUCUGACAGGCUUGUGGCGAUCUCAGGGAUCGCUCAACUUUUCCAGCGUUGGUGGGGGGAUAGCAAUCGUUACAUCGCUGGGUUAUGGGAACGCGAUUUGUCCACCGACCUCAUGUGGUAUAGAGAUAGCCCAUCCUACGGGAGUCUCGUUACAGGGCAAUUUCUUGCACCCUCGUGGUCUUGGGCUGCUACGAUUGGAUGCAUCGCUGCCGGGUGGGACAAAAGAGCCGGAAACAUCAUAUGGGAAGUGCAAUCAUGCAACGCGAUCCCAGUCUCCGACAAUCAUCCUCUUGGUAAGGUGAAAGGCGGGAGAUUAAUUGUUAGAGCGAUCAUGAGAGAUGUGACCUGGGAUCCUGCAGAGCCCGAGCUAUUCGAGCUAAGACGACCUUGUGUUUCGGUAACGAAGACAGGUGAUGAGCCUGAAGACCGCGAUGAAGCUUGCAGCAUCCGAAGCUUCCCAGCUUCAGGAGCAGCUGAUAUCACCGUUGUUACGGGGCUAGGGGCCAAGGACUCAGAUCAAAUCAAAAUCAUCACCCUUCCCGGGCCGAAUGCCAUACCCACUUCUGCUUCUCCGGUGAAACAUGCCAAUAUUCGAAUGUGCAUCGGCAAACUCAGAAAAAAGGCAUUGAAGGCAGUAAAUAUAGGUCGUUCCUUCACAACAAACCUGUUCUUGAAGUUGGUUCCAUGUCUUGUGCGCCGGAAAAACGCGCAUAUGACAGGAACCGCACCCGCAAGACAACCUUCCACCUCCCACCAGAUCACUAGCAAUGACACUAAUGAAAAUGACAUUCAGGUGGAAGCGAUGACACCGCAGGACCAUUCAACCAACACGGACAUGGUUGUGGCAUCGACAGAAGUUGUCGAAAUAGGAUGCGUACAUUCCGGAGGAGAGCCUGAUCACAUGGGUUCAAACAACCAUGCAAAAACGCGUCAAUCCAAUGAAGUUACCGUGCCUUCAAAGGAGCGGGAACGACACAUUGGUUACGGGUAUUUUGACUACGAUACUGGAGAAAUUGGAGCUGACAAGGGAAAAGCUGUCGUGGUUGGUUCAAAUAAAGGGGAGAACCCUAGCCACUUAACGGGCUUGAUUGUCGUUCCUGCAGGAAGCACAGGAGAGUACCGCCGCGUGGGCCUAUUCCAUGUUCAUGGGAAGUCCUACGAAGAUGAAGAUGAAGAAGCCCCUCACUGUGAUAUACAAUCAUGGUUGAAUACACCUAAUACUGAAGUCAUUACGAUAGUUUGAACUAAACAUGUUCGUCACUUAGCAUUAUAUCAAUACUUGGCGUAGUGGUCAGUAUCUAUGCGUUGUGAAUUGAUCAUUUACCUAGUAGU
Suillus plorans is the source of this 2895-nucleotide messenger RNA. Its product is annotated as heterokaryon incompatibility protein-domain-containing protein. The record is from RefSeq and is a predicted model, not a curated record. The coding region runs from base 305 to 2806 and encodes 833 amino acids. The transcript has 3 exons. NCBI's taxonomy places the organism in Eukaryota, Fungi, Basidiomycota, Agaricomycetes, Boletales, Suillaceae.